Messenger RNA from Penicillium angulare, 336 nucleotides. RefSeq lists its product as uncharacterized. The transcript is spliced from 2 exons. NCBI's taxonomy places the organism in Eukaryota, Fungi, Ascomycota, Eurotiomycetes, Eurotiales, Aspergillaceae. The record is from RefSeq and is a predicted model, not a curated record. Bases 1 to 336 code for a protein of 111 amino acids.
AUGGAUUAUAGCACUACAUACGCUAUCGCCGCCGCUAUCGCGCUCACAAUCGAGUACUCGCAACACAUACUAAAAUACAACCUCGACAUUCGUGUUGAGUGUUUGUGCUGGAUAUUCUUGUAUGUCGCGAUUAAAUUGCAUCACAAAUUUAUACGACAGCCGACAGCGGCGCUCGACAAUGGUAUAUUGUCGCAGGACCAGAUAUACGCCUUCAACUGGAUAACAUGGAGCACUUCAAUUUGCAUUGCUGGGGCGCGUGUCUUAAUGGUGCAUCAUGAUACAGUAUUGGCAAUGAACUUCACAAUCGCCUACUUUGCCGAAGCCAGGAGGCCAUAA